Cicer arietinum (chickpea) is the source of this 2629-nucleotide messenger RNA. Its product is annotated as receptor-like protein EIX2. NCBI's taxonomy places the organism in Eukaryota, Viridiplantae, Streptophyta, Magnoliopsida, Fabales, Fabaceae. Gene Ontology annotation, molecular function: protein binding. The record is from RefSeq and is a predicted model, not a curated record.
UAGUCUUUCCCUUUUGUUUGGUUUGUACAUUAUAAAUUGUCUUGUUUCCAUUCGAAUUUUGUUUAUGAAUGUGAGAAGUAACAAUUUGAGUGUUAGAGAGAGGAAGAUGAUGAGUAUGAAAUUAGUUGGAACAAUCUUUGUGUUGUUGCAGUUGCAGUUGCAGCUUCUUCUUUAUUCCAACAAUUAUGGAGUUGCUUCAGCAGGUUGCAUAGAUAUGGAGAGACGUGCUCUCCUUCAGUUGAAGGCAAGUAUUGUGGAAGAUUACAAUAAUGACCCUUUGUCUUCAUGGAACAACAAGAGUUAUGAUUGCUGUGAAUGGAAAGGAGUCGGUUGUAGCAAUCAAACUGACCAUGUUGAAAUGCUUCAUCUAUAUGGCGAUCAGUUUGGUCGUUUUCGAGGCGAGAUCAACGCAUCAUUGUUGGAGUUGCGCCAAUUAAAGUAUUUGAACCUUAGUUAUAAUUGGUUUUCAAACAGUAAAUUUCCAGAAUUAUUUGGUUCUCUAAGCAACUUAAGGUUCCUUGACCUCCGAGCUUCAUUUAAUGGGGGAAGAUUUCCAAAUGAUAUUUCUCGUCUAAGCAACUUGCAAUAUCUUGAUCUUUCAUCUAACUACCUUGAUGGUACAAUCCCUCAUCAACUUGGAAAUCUCUCUCAUUUGCAGUACCUUUAUCUCCGUGGUAAUAACCUUGUUGGAACCAUUCCUCAUCAACUUGGAAGCCUUUCAAAUUUACAGGAGCUUGAUCUUAGAGGGAAUCUCUUGAGCGACAAGAAUGGUGUUGGAGGUGAGUGGCUUUCUAAUCUCACUCUUUUAACUCAUCUUGAUUUAAGUCUAAUGCAAAAUCUCGAUACUUCUCGUCUCUGGCUGCAAACAAUUGCUAUGCUUCCAAAUAUACAAAUAUUGAAGCUAUCUGAUUGUCAUCUUUCUGAUCUUUCUCCCUUCCAUUCAAUCUUCAAUUUUUCUACUUCUCUUAAAGUCAUUGAUCUUUCGGGCAAUGCAUUCACAUCUUUCAAAAUAUUUGAAUGGGUGUAUAAUGUCGCCUCCAACUUAACCGAGCUUGAUCUUAGCGAUAACCUUUUGCAAGGCUCCAUUCAUUAUGAUUUUGGAAACACACUGGGAAAAUCAUUUAGUAACUUAUGUUCGUUAAGGUCAUUAGACAUGUCAAGUAACAAGUUGAGUGAAGAUCUUUCAGUAAUAAUUCAUAAUUUAUCUGUUGGGUGUGCAAAGUACUCGAUACAAGAAUUAUAUUUGGCUAGCAACCAAAUUAUUGGUACACUACCUGACAUGUCAGUGUUCUCAUCAUUAAAAACAUUGAUACUCUCUCACAAUCUAUUAUAUGGGAAAAUAAUGCAUUCAUUCCCUUAUCAAUUAGAGAGUUUGGAAUUGGAUUCCAAUAAUUUAGAAGGUGUGAUCACUGACUCCCAUUUUGGCAACAUGUCUAUGUUAAAGAAUUUAAACUUGAAUUCCAAUUCAUUAGCUUUAAUAUUCAGUGAAAAAUGGGUGCCGCCUUUUCAAUUGUUUUCCAUAUAUCUAAGGUCUUGUAUAUUAGGGCCUAGUUUUCCUACAUGGUUGCAGGGUCAAAAAUAUCUCCAAGCCCUUGACAUUUCUGAUGCUAAAAUCACAGACUUAGUUCCAGUGUGGUUUUGGACUCAAUCAACAAAUCUAAUUUUCAUGAAUAUUUCAAACAAUAAUCUCAGCGGCACAAUUCCAAAUUUACCCAUAACAUUUUUUCAUUAUUUUGAAGUAAUUCUGAAUACAAAUCAGUUUGAAGGUUCAAUCCCACCAUUUUUUCGAAGUGCAACAUUGCUUGAGAUGUCCAAGAACAAAUUUUCAAAAAUUGAUUUGUUCUUAUGUACUAACAUUGUGGUUGAUUCGUUGAUUGUAUUGGAUCUAUCAAAUAAUCAGUUAUCAAGUCUACUCUCUAAUUGUUGGGGUAAUUUGAAAGCAUUGAAAUUUCUGGAUUUGAGUGACAAUAUAUUAUCUGGAGAAGUUCCAUCAUCAAUGGGAUCAUUACUUGAACUUAAGGUAUUGAUAUUGCGGAACAAUAGCUUAACGGGGAAGUUACCUUUCUCCUUGAAAAAUUGCACAAACUUGCGCAUGCUAGAUCUUGGAGAUAAUAGAUUAUCGGGACCAAUACCGUAUUGGUUAGGACAAGAAUUGCAAUUGUUAAGCUUAAGAAGGAACCAAUUCUAUGGAAAUCUUCCUCAAAGUCUGUGUUACUUAAAAAAUAUUCAGUUGUUGGAUCUAUCUGAGAACAAUAUAUCAGGACAAAUUUUCAAAUGUUUGAAGAAUUUCUCCUCAAUGUCUCAAAAAGUUUCCUCUACUAAUAUCCAAGAAACUCCUAUACUUUACUCAACAGGUGUUGGAUCCAUAUUUCAAUAUGCCGGUUUUGAUUUGAAUGCAUUGUUGAUGUGGAAAGGGGAAGAACGAUUGUUUAAGAAUAAUGAGCUCAUUUUAAGGAGCAUUGAUCUUUCAAGCAAUCAAUUGAUAGGAAACAUUCCAGAAGAAAUAGGAAAUUUGGUAGAAUUGGUGUCAUUGAAUUUAUCAAGCAACAAUUUGAGUGGAGAAAUUACUUUAAAGAUUGGAAAAUUAAAAUUACUUGAAUUUCUCGACUUGUCAAGAAACCAGUUCUCU